AGCCAGACCUGUGUGUCACUUUGAUAUUUUGGCUCUUAUAUUAAGUGUGUUCCUAUAUAUAUGUAUGUAUGUAUGUAUGUAUGUAUAAAUUGCUUUGCUUCUUCCAAAUAAAAAUAAAUAAAUAAACAAACAAAAUGGACGAUUUUACCCUUCCUACCAUCCUCCUGUCUCUGCUGCUCUUGUUAACCACCUUCCUCUAUCUCCACCGCAGGUCUUUCCCCCAAAAAUGGAGCAUCAACUUUCCGGUAAGUCUAAACUCACCGUCACAGUCCGUCACCCCACCCUCACCUUGGCCAAGACUCCCCAUAAUCGGUCACCUUCACCUCCUCACAGACAUGCCCCACCACUCCUUCGCCCAGCUCGCUCACCAACUCGGUCCCAUACUCCACCUGCAACUCGGCCAAGUUCCCACCAUCAUCGUCUCCUCCGCUCAACUCGCUCGACUCGUUCUCAAAACUCACGAUCACAUCUUCGCCAAUCGUCCACAACUCAUCGGCGCUCAGUGGCUCAGCUUCGGCUGCUCCGACGUUACCUUCUCCCCUUACGGUCCUUACUGGCGCCAAGCCCGCAAAAUCUGCGUCACCGAGUUGCUGAGCUCGAAGCGAGUCAGCUCAUUUAAGUUUGUCCGGUACGAAGAGGUGAACCGGAUGUUAAGCGUCGUGUCAACUCAGUCGGGGUUAGAAACCAAUAUGAGCAAGAUGUUUUUCUCGCUGUCGAACGAUAUACUUUGCCGUGUUGCAUUUGGGAGGAGGUUCAAGGAAGAGGGAGAAAAGGGUGAGUUGGUGGAUGUACUGACGGAGACUCAAGAGUUGCUUGCUGGGUUUUCCGUGGGGGAUUUUUUUCCGGGGUGGGGGUGGGUUAACUCAGUGACUGGUUUUAAACGAAGGUUGAAGAAGAACUUACAGGAUCUGAGAAGAGUUUGUGAUGAGAUUAUAGAGGAGCAUUUGGGUCGAAGAGACAGAAGGUGUGUCAGUGAAAGAGAAGAUUUGGUGGACGUUUUGCUUCGUGUGCAACAACGAGAAGAUCUGGACGUGGCCAUUACUGACGAUAACCUUAAAGCACUUGUUCUGGACAUGUUCGUUGCUGGAACUGAUACAACGGCAGCAACACUGGAAUGGGUGAUGACGGAGCUAAUAAGACACCCAAAAGUGAUGAAGAGAGCACAAGAAGAUGUCCGGCAAGGUGCCUCCGGCAAUGGCGAGGUUGAUCAAACUCAUCAUCACCACUUUAAUUACUUGAAAGCAGUAAUUAAAGAGGCCAUACGACUGCACCCACCAGUUCCUCUGCUUGUCCCUAGGGAAUCCAUGGACAAGUGCGAGCUUCAAGGCUAUGAAAUACCUGCUAAGACUCGGGUCCUGAUCAAUGCCUACGCAAUUGGUAGGGAUCCAAACUCAUGGGAGGAUCCUCUAGAGUUCAAUCCCGAUAGAUUCUCUGGCAUUGACACUGAUGUCAAGGAUCAAGACUUCAGGUUUCUACCAUUUGGUGGAGGAAGGCGAGGUUGCCCAGGCUUUACCUUUGGGUUGGCCACAGUAGAGAUUGCACUUGCUAGGCUCCUCUAUCACUUUGACUGGGACUUGCCUCAAGGAAUGGAUGCUGAUGAUGUAGAUCUCACUGAGCUUUUUGGACUUUCUACAAGGAAAAGAAUUUCUCUAGUACUAGUCCCAACAGCUCACCACCAGUAUCAAUUUAACAAGGCUAAUGCCUAGUCUUGAGCUCUUAUAUAUGUGAUCAGAUCUAG
Molecule: messenger RNA, 1738 nt
Organism: Carica papaya (papaya)
Lineage: Eukaryota; Viridiplantae; Streptophyta; Magnoliopsida; Brassicales; Caricaceae
Product: tryptamine 5-hydroxylase-like
Molecular function (GO): heme binding; monooxygenase activity; oxidoreductase activity, acting on paired donors, with incorporation or reduction of molecular oxygen
Source: RefSeq, a predicted model, not a curated record